Messenger RNA from Raphanus sativus (radish), 1525 nucleotides. Its product is annotated as phospholipase A1-IIgamma. The record is from RefSeq and is a predicted model, not a curated record. Bases 105 to 1409 code for a protein of 434 amino acids. The transcript has 4 exons. Lineage: Eukaryota; Viridiplantae; Streptophyta; Magnoliopsida; Brassicales; Brassicaceae. Gene Ontology annotation, biological process: lipid metabolic process. Gene Ontology annotation, molecular function: glycerophospholipid phospholipase A1 activity.
UCCACCAAACUAUAUUUUAUCUUCAAAGUUUUCAGUAAUUGUUUUUAUUCCACGAGCUUCUUUGAGCCUAAACAAGAAAAUAAACGUUAAACAUCUGAAAUACUAUGGACGAAGCAGACAAGAGUGUGACGAGGUGUUUCAGCUGCACGAGAACAAAGAAAAAGAAGAACAAAGAGGAUGAGAAAUUAAAAGCAUCUAGAGGAAUCGCAAAGAGAUGGAGGGAUCUGAGUGGCCAAAACCAUUGGAAAGGGAUGUUACAGCCGUUGGAUCAAGAUCUUCGGCAAUAUAUCAUACAUUACGGCGAGAUGGCUCAGGCUGGCUAUGAUACUUUCAACAUAAACACCCAAUCUAAAUUCGCCGGCUCUAGCAUUUACUCCAGAAAAGACUUCUUCGCCAAGGUUGGUCUAGAGAAAGCGCAUCCGUAUACAAAGUACAAAGUGACUAAGUUUCUAUACGCGACAUCACAGAUCCACGUGCCUGAGUCAUUCCUAUUGUUCCCAGUGUCACGCGAAAGAUGCACAAAGGAAUCGAACUGGAUAGGUUACGUGGCGGUGACAGACGACCAAGGCACGGCUGUUCUUGGUCGGAGAGAUAUAGUUGUCGCUUGGAGAGGCUCAGUGCAACCACUUGAAUGGGUUAACGACUUCGAAUUCGGUUUCGUGAACGCCAAAAAGAUAUUCGGUGAAAAAAAUGAUCAAGUACAGAUUCAUCAAGGUUGGUACUCAAUCUACAUGUCUAAGGACGAACGUUCACCUUUUAAUAAGGCUAGUGCUCGUGACCAGGUAUUGCGAGAGAUUGGGAGACUGUUGGAGAAAUAUAAAGACGAAAAGAUUAGUAUAAGUAUUUGUGGUCAUAGCCUUGGAGCUGCGAUCGCGACACUAAACGCUGCCGAUAUUGUGGCUAAUGGUAAUAACCGACCAAAGAGCCGUCCUGACAAAUCUUGUCCCGUUACGGCCUUUGUCUUUGCUAGUCCUCGUGUGGGCGAUUCUGACUUUAAGAAACUCUUCUCCGGAUUGAAAGAUCUCCGAGUGUUACGGGUAAGGAAUCUACCAGACGUAGUUCCAAUCUAUCCACCCUUAGGUUACACUGAAGUCGGAGACGAGCUUCCAAUAGACACAAGAAAGUCACCAUACCUGAAAUCUCCAGGAGACCUGGCGACAUUUCACUGCCUAGAGGCUUACUUGCACGGCCUUGCGGGAACUCAAGGGACGAGCAAAGCUGACUUAUUCAGACUCGAUGUGAAAAGAGACAUUGGACUGGUCAACAAAUCAGUGGAUGGGCUAAAGGACGAGUAUAUGGUCCCAGGACAUUGGAGGAUUCUCAAAAACAAAGGUAUGGUACAACAAGACGAUGGGUCUUGGAAGUUAGUGGACCAUGAGAUUGAUGAUAAUGAAGAUUUUGAUUUCUGAUUUUUAUUGUACACUUUCGUUGUUAACUGUGUUGAUGUUUGGAAAAAAGACUGUAUAAUUAUCACCUAUCUAACAUGUAUUUGUUUUUAAUCUUUAACUAGAUUUUGAUCCGCGCA